CUCACUCACUCACAAACUAUCAGCGCAGCGCCACACGCUCCACCACAUGCAGCGCCAGUUCUUCGGCUGCGGAAUCGCAUCGCGCAAAGAAUAAAAAUCGUUUGUACCGCGCUGCUCGCGACGCAUUCAUCGUUUGGCUGCAGUUUGCGCAAGCAAAAGACACACGCUUGAGCUGACGCGCAAAGCAGGCUCGUGGCCGCGAUCUCAGUAUCGGGUUGUAAUCGCGCAUACGCAAUCAACAGACGCAAACAGUGAUCCCGCGAGUGUGUGUGUGUGUACGUGUGCGUGUGUUGGUGAAAGUGCUACAAUCCUGCCGCUCAUCUCGGGCGCCUUAUCAAACGCCGGAAUGGCUUCGCGCAACGGAGCGCUCCGGCGCGCGAUGCUGAUAGUGGUGCUGGCGGUCGCCGUCCCUGCCGCCGCCCAGCUCGACGGUAGCUUCUGGUGGAUGAACGCCAACCUGCUGAAGCAGGCGGAAGCGCUGCGGGAGACGAAGGACGUGAAGGCGAUCGUCAUUACGAAGGACUCGGCGCUGGACGAGGUGCGCGUCGGCGGCAACUCGCUGGCCGACAGCGACUCGCCGGACUGCAUCUGCGUGCCGCUCAAUCGCUGCAACAAUCAACCGACCGGGAGGGAUGGACUUUGCGGUGCGGAAAGUGUUUGCUGCCGUCGGUCGCAAAUUAUCGCUCCCGAACAAACCACCACCACCACAACAACAACAGCACCAGCGACCGUCUUCAGUACCGGGGUGACCUCCACCAAGCUAGAGCCGGUUGAUGGGCUAAUUUUCGACUCAGAUCCCAUUCUGCCUGUCCUGCCCGCCUCCGUACCGUUUCAACCGAUCCCACUGAACGAAAGCGACCAUGAUCCGAACCUGCUUGCCGAGCUGUCCAAUCUGCUUCUGAGCCACAGCCUGGCCGAUACGUUCGAGCCCAUCGUAAGCAACGCACUGCCGAUCGAUCAGCCGGCCACGAACGGUUCCGGUCGGGUUGAAGCGGCCACAGCACUGCCCACCGUCGGCAGCGACAAUGAGCAGCGCUGCGGCCGACGGCAACAUUCCGUCAGCAGUCGCAUCUUCUUCCAGGACGAGGAAGGAGACGGCAUUAGUCAGGCCGUGGCCGGACCGGUCGGUUUCAGCGAGUACCCCUGGACGGUGGCCAUCUAUCAGCUCAUCCGGAACGGUUCGUACGUGUACCACUGUGGAGGGGCGCUCCUCAACCGAAGCGUCGUCGUAACAGCGGCUCACUGUGUGUCGAACAACCGCUUGCACCCGAAUCGGUUCGUUGUGUACGCUGGCGACUGGGACCGGCGACACACACAGGAACGGCUGCCACACCAGGAGCGAACCGUCAGCAGGGUCCUGGUACACCCGAACUACUACUCCGGCGCACUGUUCAACGACCUCGCGCUACUGUUCUUCAGCGAACCGUUCAACGACACGGUAGCGAACGUGGAACCAGUGUGCCUGAACAGCCCCUCUGGCACGGACUACAUCCCCCCGGACAACUGUUUCGUGACGGGAUGGGGUGGCUCCCCGAAAGGCAAUCGGGCGCAAAGCAUCCAGCAGUACAGCAAGCUACAGCUGGUCGAGCGCCACCGGUGCGAAACGCAGCUCCGAAGUUUGCCAACGCUUGGUUCCAAGUUUAAGCUCCACCAAAGUUUCGUCUGCGCGGCGGCCGACGGGACGGAUGUUUGUCAAGGAUCGGGCGGCAGUCCGUAUGCCUGUGAACGGGACGGACGGUACUACCUGGUCGGCAUCGUUUCGUGGGGCGUUGGCUGUGGCGACGGCAUUCCCGCCGUACUGACCAACGUGACGGAACUGAGCGAAUGGAUCAGCCGGCAGUGAAUUGGUUGGUUUGUUCGUUUCUAUACCGUUUAGCUGUUUUUAAUGUCGAAGGCAAGCAUACCAAAUUAAAAUUGUCUUUAUUGUACGUAAACUUUUGAAUGUAAGCUAGUGUUUAAAAAUAAAAUAAAUGCAAUAAACUUUUAAACCCAAAUGUAACGGUCCGUUUGAAAUAUGGCACAGCGCAUGUUGCCAAUGUGGAUUGUGGAUUGACGUCCGGCGGCGACAGUGCACAGCACAACUGUGCGAUGGUAGGGUAACUGU
Molecule: messenger RNA, 2104 nt
Organism: Anopheles merus
Lineage: Eukaryota; Metazoa; Arthropoda; Insecta; Diptera; Culicidae
Product: coagulation factor IX-like
Exons: 3
Coding region: 347-1843 (498 amino acids)
Biological process (GO): proteolysis
Molecular function (GO): serine-type endopeptidase activity
Source: RefSeq, a predicted model, not a curated record